AAUGAGUACUUCAAUGAAGGCAUUCGACUCAAGGAUGGCAUUGGAUCUGAUGCUUACGUCUGCGAAAGUUGUGGAAUUCCUAUCGCAUCACUAGUUUUGGUGAAAAAGCAUUUAGAACUUCACAAACAAUUAUCAGAACAGUUGGGAAUCUGUACGAAACCAGUUAUUGGACUCGACUUUAUUUGUGAAUACAUAGAUCCCGAUCCGGACACACCUCGAGUGUAUGAGUGCGCGCUUUGCAAUACAACCAACACUUCCAAAGAGAUCAUUAAUCACAUCUGCGGUUUCACUCAUAUCACUAAUUUCAUUAAAAGGAUUCAUCCGAAGGAAGGAAUUAAAUUCAUGUCAGAAACGCCUGAAUUAGUGUUAGAAGCGGCCAAACAGGCCAUCGAACUGGAAAUGGUGGUCGGGAGGGGACACUUCAAA
Messenger RNA from Oppiella nova, 426 nucleotides. The record is from the annotation of a GenBank genome assembly. Lineage: Eukaryota; Metazoa; Arthropoda; Arachnida; Sarcoptiformes; Oppiidae.